AUGAUCACUUCUUCAUCCAAAGCCCUACAUAUUGGGACGUCGAUGAAGAUUAAGAGAAGGAAACCCAAAACCACGACUGCAGCAGCGUUGCUCACCCUCCGGGAAAUCGAAUCCUGGACUUCUAGACAGACGGAAGGACAGGAAGAUGCUUUCGAUUCGGGCAACAUAGAGGACAAGACGAUGGGGACGAGAGAGGGUUUGGCGGCGACCCUUUGA
Messenger RNA from Linum trigynum, 216 nucleotides. NCBI's taxonomy places the organism in Eukaryota, Viridiplantae, Streptophyta, Magnoliopsida, Malpighiales, Linaceae. The record is from the annotation of a GenBank genome assembly.